Lodderomyces beijingensis is the source of this 1644-nucleotide messenger RNA. NCBI's taxonomy places the organism in Eukaryota, Fungi, Ascomycota, Pichiomycetes, Serinales, Debaryomycetaceae. The record is from the annotation of a GenBank genome assembly.
AUGAUUGAUUUCCUACAUUGCAAGGUUAAUCUUAUAUUGAAAGACGGCUCCGUGUCUUCGGGCACUAUUUCGUUUGUUGACAGCCGACAAAUCACGUUGAAGGAUGCCGUAAAUUCCAAAGACCCAUCGAUCACGUUCCCGUCGUUGACGUUGCCCAACUCGAAUGUGGCAGACUUGAGUAUAAUACAGUUGCAGCAGAAUAACGGGAACAACAACAGCAAGAAGAAGCCGAAACAACAGGGCAAGAGUGCCGAGUUGACAGACGAUGCCAUCUUGUUUGCUUCGAAACCGUCGAGGUCGGGCACGGCAACGCCCAAGCCCAAGUCCUCGGACAGCUCCAACAACCAGCACCAGGGCCAGAGCCAUUUGAAGGACUUGGAUGUGAAAGUUGAAGACGCCAAGCUGAAGGAGUUUGAUUUUGAGGCCAAUUUAGCCAUGUUUGAUAAAAAGGCCGUGUUUGAUAAUUUUAGAAAGAAGGAUCAUACUCAGUUGAACGAUAGACUAGUGGGUCAUAACAGGAUCGAAGACGUGAAACUCCAACACCAGCACCAGCAGCACCAGCAGCAGCAGCAGCAAAAACAGCAGAAGAAGGAAAAAUAUGACAACGAUGAAAUGGUGUUGGGUGCCGUGCCCAAGGAUAACUGGGAUGCUAUUGGACAAACGAUGACGGAUAAGCGCAAGGAAAGCACGCCAACCGACUCCACUCGAGCAACCUCGCAACGUCAAAACAGUCAGGACAGAUUUAAAACGAGAAACUUUACAUUUGUCAAUUCAAGCGAUGGUAAACCUGUUCAAACAGCCUCGCCCGUGCAACUAUUGGAGAUUGAGCGAUUGUCCGAAGAUAGCACCGGUAUUACGCCUUUGAUGAUGGCCGAGACGUUAGCUACCAACCUAAGCCAGUUGAUUAUGGACAAGUGUCUCGGUGGAUCCGUGCGCUUGAGCAACCGAAAUAACCACAACUUGCCUCCGUUGGUGUUGCUAUUGAUUGGUAGUGGCAGAUGUGGAAGCAGAGCAUUUGCCACCGGCCGCCAGUUGAGUAACCAUGGCGUGAGAGUCUUGGCAUUUGUCAUAUCCUAUGACGAGUCCGAUGCUGAAUUACAACAGCAGUGGAAACUUUUCGAAUCCAUUGGUGGCAAAGUUGUCACUAGCAAUUUUGACGAGUUGAUCGACAUAACCGAGAACCAGUUAAACACCCCCGUGGAGUUGAUAAUUGACGCUUUGCAAGGUUACGAUGACCAUUUAGAAGACAUCUUUUAUCAAGCCGACGAUCAAAAGACCUUGGCUAAGGUUAUCACUUGGUGCAAUUCCUCGCUGCAAAGACUGAAGAUCAUGUCCUUGGACUUGCCCUCGGGGAUCGAUGGUGGAUCAGGCACCUUGACGGAAGAAAACCAAAAGAUCGAGUGCCAAUGGUGUAUCUCGAUGGGAUUGCCAUUGACUGGAAUCUUGCUCGGUUACAAGAAUGAAGUCUUGGAGUAUGACAUGGAAGACGACAGCAAUGGAGAACAGCAAGACGAAAUCGUCCACUACUUGGUUGAUUGUGGCAUUCCAAACAAGAUAUACCUGAUGAAACCCAAUUUGAGAAAGUUUGACAAAUUCUGGUGCUGUGCCGAAAGCUGUAUUAAAUUGAAUGUUACCACCACUUAG